UACGUUUGAAUCGUGUGGGUUUGGAUCGAAGGGAUCCAGUGUAUAAAAAAUAAACUUUUUUUUAUUUUGGUUCACAAAAUGAGUUUGUGGGUGGAUAAAUAUCGACCGACGAGUCUUAGUAAACUCGAUUAUCAUACUCAACAAGCUGAGAACCUGAAAAACAUGGUUCAAAAAGGAGAUUUUCCUCAUCUACUGAUUUAUGGACCGCCUGGUGCUGGAAAAAAGACUAGAAUAAUGUGCAUAAUUAAAGAACUUUAUGGAAGUGGAGCAGAAAGAGUUCGAAUGGAAAGCAUGCAAUUUGAGACUCCAUCUAAAAAGAAGCUUGAAAUAAUGACAAUAAGCAGUAACUAUCACAUCGAAGUAAAUCCCAGUGACGUUGGAAUUUACGACAGAGUAGUGAUAAUGGAUCUCGUAAAAACAACAGCACAAACACAUCAAAUUGAUCCCACUGGCCAAAGAGAAUUUAAAGUUGUCUUGCUGACAAAUGUAGAUCAGCUCACGAAGGAUGCACAGCACGCUUUACGUCGAACGAUGGAAAAAUAUGUUUCGACCUGUCGCUUAAUUCUCUGCGCGAAUUCCACUUCGAGAGUCCUUCCCGCAAUUCGUUCGAGAUGCUUAGGAAUUCGAGUUCCCGCCCCAACAAUACCCGAAAUAAAAAAUAUCCUGCAUUCCAUUAUAAAACGCGAGGGACUCAAUUUACCUGAUGAUUUCGCCACCAGAGUCGCCGAAGCUAGCGGCAGAAAUUUGAGGCGGGCGAUACUUAUGUUGGAGGCUUGCAAAGUCGAACAGUAUCCUUUCACAUCUGAUCAAAAAAUUACCGAACCCGACUGGCAUGUUUACAUCCGCAAUACCGCGAAUUUGAUGGUUGCUGAGCAAAGUCCCAAGAAACUCCUCGAAAUUCGCAACAGACUCUACGAAUUAUUAACUCACGCCAUUCCCUGUGACCUUAUUUUCAAGGGUUUAUUACAAGAGAGUAUAAAAAAUUGUGAUCUGCAAUUAAAAAUUGAGAUCGCGACAGUCGCCGCAGAAUACGAGCACAGGAUGCAUCGUGGCUCAAAAGCAAUUUUUCACCUGGAAGCAUUCGUCGCGAGAUUUAUGAGCAUUUACAAGAAAUUCAUGGACUCUUCUCUUGAAGGAUUCGUUUAAAUAGUUUGAAUUGAAACUGAAAAUUAAGGAAUUUGAGCUGUAAGAGUUGCAGCAUGAAUGAAAAGUCGUCUUUUUAUUUAUUAUUUUUUUCUACUCUAGACUUAGAAACAAACAAAAAAGACGUAGCGAUCAUUUUUUUCGACUAUGUAAAAUUGUUAAUGUCAUUUAAUGAAUGUUCUGAAUGAAAUGGGCCCUCGUUGAUAAUAUUUUCUAAUAAAUAACUUUAUUCUCCUUAGUACAA
Molecule: messenger RNA, 1387 nt
Organism: Belonocnema kinseyi
Lineage: Eukaryota; Metazoa; Arthropoda; Insecta; Hymenoptera; Cynipidae
Gene: RfC38
Product: replication factor C subunit 3
Exons: 5
Coding region: 79-1146 (355 amino acids)
Biological process (GO): DNA-templated DNA replication; DNA repair
Cellular component (GO): nucleus; DNA replication factor C complex
Molecular function (GO): DNA binding; DNA clamp loader activity; ATP hydrolysis activity
Source: RefSeq, a predicted model, not a curated record